CCUUGAUUGUGAGGGAUAAAGCACACCUGUGCUGGUAGACAGCGCCUGCUGUCGUUUUUUCUCCUCAGCUCACCCUGAGCAGCUUAUCUAACACACAAAGACAUUUGAGUUCAGCAACAGUCUUCUCUUGAAGCAUGGUUUAUCAUCCUGAGUUUAAGAAGGCAGGAGAGAAGCCUGGUCUGCAGGUAUGGAGGAUUGAGAAAAUGGACUUAGUUGCAGUCCCUGAGAAUCUUUAUGGGAGUUUCUAUACAGGAGACACCUACAUUGUCCUCAAUACCAUCAAGCAACGUUUAGGAGGUCUACAAUACGAUCUUCAUUUUUGGCAAGGUAAUGCCUGCACUAUAGAUGAGAGUGCUGCAGCGGCCAUUUUUGCAGUCCAAAUGGAUGACUAUCUUGGGGGAAUGCCUGUACAGUAUCGAGAGGUCCAGGGCCAUGAAUCUAAAACAUUUGUAGGUUACUUCAAAUCAGGUCUUAAGUACAUGCAAGGUGGUGUGGCAUCAGGGUUUAGAAACGUGGCAUCUAAUGCAGGAAGAAUACAUAGAGUCCUCCAUGUUACAGGCAGACGAACAGUGAGGGCUACUGAGGUCCCGGUGAGCUGGGGUAGCUUCAACCAGGGAGACUGUUUCAUUCUGGAUCUUGGAGAUGAAAUCUACCAAUGGUGUGGCACAAAGAGCAAUCACUUUGAAAGGUUAAAAGCCACCAAUGUUUCUAAGGGCAUCCGUGAUAACGAGCGAGCUGGAAGAGCAAAAUUGUACAUAUGUGAAGAUGGGUCGGAGCCUGACAAGAUGCUGGAGAUUCUUGGACCAAAGCCUGAUCUUCCUGAUUCGGACUGUGAUGACUCUGAGACCGAUUCAUCGAAUAGAAAGAUGGCCACCUUAUACAAGGUGUCAGAUGCCAGGGGAGCGAUGUCUAUCACGUUGGUUGCAGCGGAGAAUCCUUUCUCUCAGAGUGCACUGGAGUCGACGGAUUGUUUUAUCUUGGACCAUGGUUCCAAUGGCAAGAUCUUUGUCUGGAAAGGUAAAGAAGCCAACCCAGAGGAGAGGAGUGCAGGGAUGAAGGCUGCAGAAGAGUUUAUUCAGAGAAUGGGGUACCCAAAACACACCCAGGUUCAGAUCCUGCCUGAAAAUGGGGAGACCCCACUUUUCAAACAGUUCUUCAAAUCCUGGCAUGAUGUGGCCCAGACUGAAGGGAUGGGGAAAGGAUAUGUGUCCAACAAGAUCGCCAAGAUUAAGAAAGUACCGUUUGACGCAUCUACGCUCCAUCUCUCGAGUGCUAUGGCUGCUCAGCAUGGGAUGAUUGAUAAGGGAGAUGGAGAGAAAAAGAUUUGGCGCAUUGAAGGAUCGGACAAGGUGGACGUUGAUCCCUCAACCUAUGGGCAGUUCUAUGGAGGAGACAGUUACAUUAUCCUGUACAACUACCAGCACGGGGAACGUCGAGGACAGAUUAUCUACAUUUGGCAGGGUGAGGAUUCCAGCCAAGAUGAGAAAGGUGCUUCCUCCAUCUUGGCCACUCAGCUGGAUGAGGAACUGGGUGGAGGAGCAGUGCAGGUCCGAGUGAUUCAAGGCAAAGAGCCUGUCCACCUCAUGAGUCUUUUUGGAGCCCAACCAAUGGUGGUUUACAAAGGUGGGACUUCCAGAGGUGGUGGUCAGUCAAAAGCAUCAACAAUCCGCCUUUUUCAAGUUAGGUCCAACGCUGCUGGCCACACCCGGGCAGUUGAGGUUGAUCCAGUGGCCUCUAACCUCAAUUCCAAUGAUGUGUUCAUUUUGCUGAACCCAUCUGCCUCGGUGCUAUGGGUGGGUCAAGGUGCCAGUGAUGUCGAGAAGCAUGGAGCUAAACAGCUCAGUGAGGUUUUAGGAGCGCAGGUUUCUGAAGUGACAGAAGGUGAAGAAGGAGAUCACUUCUGGGGAGCUCUCGGAGGGAAAACAGAAUAUCGCACAUCUGAACGACUGAAGAGCAAAAUGGACUCUCAUCCUCCCCGUCUGUUUGCUUGCUCUAACAAAACAGGACAAUUCCACAUUGAGGAAGUACCAGGCGAGAUGACUCAAGAGGAUCUGGCUCCUGAUGACGUCAUGAUCCUGGACACUUGGGAUGAGGUCUUUGUCUGGAUUGGAAAAGAGGCAAAUGAAGAAGAAAAAACUGAGGCUGUAGCAUCAGCUGUCAGAUACAUCGAAACCCAUCCUGCCGUUAGAGACAAGAGGACUCCUGUUGUGAAGAUAACGCAGGGCUUCGAGCCUCCCACGUUCACAGGGUGGUUCCUGGGAUGGGAUUAUGAUUACUGGAGCUCGGAUCCACUGGAAAGGGCUAAGGCUGCUCUAAAGCACUGAACCUACUGCUGUUUAAUGUGGCAGAUUCAGUCUCAUGCAGAAUAAAAUACAAAAAUCCA
Messenger RNA from Pangasianodon hypophthalmus (striped catfish), 2383 nucleotides. RefSeq names its product gelsolin-like. Gene Ontology annotation, cellular component: cytoplasm; actin cytoskeleton. The transcript is spliced from 16 exons. Gene Ontology annotation, molecular function: actin filament binding; phosphatidylinositol-4,5-bisphosphate binding. Gene Ontology annotation, biological process: actin filament severing; barbed-end actin filament capping; actin polymerization or depolymerization. Bases 135 to 2324 code for a protein of 729 amino acids. Lineage: Eukaryota; Metazoa; Chordata; Actinopteri; Siluriformes; Pangasiidae. The record is from RefSeq and is a predicted model, not a curated record.